GUGCCUUUUCCAUUUGCUAUUGUCGCACAUUAAAAGGAUGUUGCGUUUUGGUUAAGAAAACUUUAAUCGGAAUAGUUCUUGAUCCUCCUCCAUCGCCACAUGGUUUGUCUCCGAUGUCAGCCAUUUUCAGUAAUUACAGCUCCUUUUUGGCUAAACAUUUAAUCUCGAUAAGGACAAAGAAAACGACCCCCCAAAAAGAGGUCCGCCCGCCGCCCAACUUCCGGCGGCUCAGCCGGUGCAGCAAUAAAGUCUUCCGGUGGCGUCACCUCAGCUUUUGUAUUUACUCAUAUCGCGCACUUUAAGCACGGCGCAGGUUAGCCUCCCCCACCACCCCACCGUUAGAUCCCCAGGUCAGCCGCAUGCCUCUCUCUCCCCCACCCCCACUCCACCCUACCUUUAUCAUCUCCAACCUAACCCCAACAUUUCAUUAUGCCUCCCCUCACCACCUCCGACCACCGACCACCUCUCUCCUCCUCCGAUUUCUCACUCCUGAAUUGGGUCUUACUCUUUCAUCAUCGUCUCUAUCGCUAUGGCCAGCUCCAACUCACCUUCUUCCUCUCACGAACAAACAAAUCCACUCGCCGCCAAACCACCGGCGGCAUCUCGCCGCUUGCCUCCUCCCUGCUGGUCCCACGAUGAGACGGUGGCGUUGAUCGAUGCGUAUCGUGGUAAGUGGUACUCUCUUCAGCGAGGUAACCUCCGUGCUCCCCACUGGCAAGAGGUCGCCGAUGGUGUCGCUGUCCGGUGCCCGUUGAGCGACCCACCGAAAACCUCGAUUCAGUGUCGUCAUAAGAUGGAGAAGCUGAGAAAACGUUAUCGGGCGGAGAUCCAACGAAUUGCGAAUACACCAAGGGGACACCGGUAUCCGUCGUCGUGGGUUCACUUUAAACAAAUGGAUGCGAUGGAGUUGGGUCUUUCUUCUUCAGAUCCAUCUGUAGAUCCGAUCAAUCAAGAGGAAGAUGAAGUAGAUGAAAGAGGAGAUGAAGAGAAUGAAGACGAAUUGUUCUUGUAUCCUAAAAGAAUCAAACAAGCAGUCACUCUCCCUCUCAAUCGACGGUAUCAGGGUUUAGUCGGUAACGGUGUUACUGCCGGAAAGAGAAACGGGAACGGCGUUCGGAUCAGAAUUCCAAAUAUCGCCGCCGUUACUCCGCCUAAUACAUCCUUUGAUGACUACCCACCGCCGGUGAACCCACAUUACAGGCCAGGUAAGCGAUCGAGAGAUGGGUUUGUGAAGGAAGCUUUUGGAGGUGAGAUGAACAGAAAACAUGGCGGUGGUGGAGGGAUGAAGAUGAGGAAGGAAAUGGAAAACGAUGAGAGUCAUCUGAUGGAUGGAAUGGUGGCAGCGAUUCAGAAGUUAGGAGACGGGUUUUUGAAGAUAGAGAUGAUGAAGAUGGACAUGGCAAGAGAGCUUGAAUCCAUGCGAAUGAAAAUGGAGAUGAAAAGAACUGAAAUGAUCCUGGAAUCACAGCAGAAGCUUGUGGAUUCAUUUGCAAAAACAGUUAUGGAGAAGAAGAACAAGAAGAUUAAAAGAAUGGGUACACCCGAAUUGUGAACAAGAGCUUCAAGGUAUCAUUAACAUGUAUUUUCAUGGAAGUUAGGCUUUAAAUUGGUAGUCUUUUUGUUAAUAGUUUGGUCAAAUUUGGAACCUUGAUGUUUCUUGUGAUGUUGAAAUUGUAGAGCUCUUUUGUUAACAAAUUAUUUGUUUCA
This is a messenger RNA of Lactuca sativa (garden lettuce), 1707 nucleotides long. RefSeq lists its product as uncharacterized. Lineage: Eukaryota; Viridiplantae; Streptophyta; Magnoliopsida; Asterales; Asteraceae. The record is from RefSeq and is a predicted model, not a curated record.